UCCGGAUGUGGCGCGAGGCGGAAAUGUCGAGGGAAGCAGCCUCAGGGACGCGUGCGCGGGGAAGAUGAAGCUCUUGGAGAAAUUGCCGGCGGCCGACACAGCGAAGUUCUUUCACAAAGUCAUUGAUGGGCUAUGCGGCCAUGUUUUCCCUCAGUAUCAGGACUAUAACACUAUUUGGAAUUUGACAGAAUGGAUGGAGGUUCUAGAACAAACUGCAUCAUACUUCAGGAGAACAGUUGGAAAAGACCUUUCUGAUGAAGAGGCUGUUUGGCCAUUGGCCGAGUUAAAUUCUGACACUCAAAGAGCAGUGCUGACUUGUUUGAAAGGCAGAAAACCUGAUAUCAGGCAUGCCUUGAUUGAAAAAACAAAUGCCAUUUGUUCUACACAGCUCCUGAAUUUUGACUGGCAGCUAAAGCUUGCGCUUUCUAGCGAUAAGUUGUCCACGCUCCAGAUGCCACUUUUAAACCUUGAUCUGGAUUUGUCUGACAGUGGUGACGUCAAGUUUCUCUCUGUUGAAAUGAAUAAAGAAGAGUUACAGACUCUAAUAAACGCACUGGAAGCGGCAAACAAGGUUGUUUUACAACUAAAAUGAUUCCAAGCAACCUCAGAGCCUCCCAGUCAUGAAAAACAGGACAUUUAUUCUAAAAUACAAAAGGAAAUGUUUUUCUGUGAUGCUAAGGUCAGCACAUAAAAGAAGAUGAGGAAUUUUAAUCACAAGCUUAUCAAGAAUCAGACUGAUAAUCUGCUUUAGACCAAAAUCAAUUAAGUACAUUUACAAUUAAGUCGCAGAAAUGUGCAGUGGAACAAAGCUUUCUUGGAUUGUUACAGUUAUGUCUGAAAAGUUUUGAAGAACUGAAGGUGCUGAAAAUUCACUGGAUGUCUUACAAUAGCAGAAGUUGUGUCAAAAUACUUAGUGUGAAAUUUCUUUUUCCAAUUUGGGAUUUAUUUAAAGUUAUUAGGAUUACCAUGUGGUUGUCAUACUUACAAGCAAAAUACCUUUGCUUCUGAAUUGCAUAGGGACAAUGUUUUCUAGUCCAAAUUCAGCUCUGUCCUCAAAUACAAAGGAGCAUAUCCACUUAAUUAAGCAUAUCAGAUUGAAGGUGGCAUUAUGAGCACUCCCAUCCAUGUCAAGUAGACUUUUGACAUUAGAGUAAUACUUGUAUGUGGGAGAAAUCAAUACUUUUAUAACUGGGUAUAUCUGAAAUGAAUGGAACAUAAGCUGUCAAGUAUGUCACAGAAUUGAUGCAAUGUUGUAUCUUAGUUCUGUCUGAUUAGACCAGAUUUAUUAUUCUAUUUCUGGGUGGAUCAAAUUUAGAUGUGUUCUUUUGGUCAUGAGAUAUUUUAAGUUUGAGCUACAGAAUAGCAACAAAAUGAUUAUUGCAAAACUCAAGCCCACGUAACAUCCGCUGCUAUUGUUAAAUCCAAGCUUACAUAAUUCUACUUGUGGAAAUGUAAAUGUUAACAUACUAUUCCCUCUUGAAAGCAAAAUGCAGUAAAUGUUUGUAAAAGGCUAUAAAUAAAUUUCUUAAAUGAA
Candoia aspera is the source of this 1534-nucleotide messenger RNA. RefSeq names its product COMM domain containing 8 (gene COMMD8). The transcript is spliced from 5 exons. The coding region runs from base 65 to 592 and encodes 175 amino acids. Lineage: Eukaryota; Metazoa; Chordata; Lepidosauria; Squamata; Candoiidae. The record is from RefSeq and is a predicted model, not a curated record.